AUGCCGCCACUCGCGCGCCGCCUCCUCCUCCACGCGCUACCGCGCGGCGCGCGCGCCCUCCACACGCCCCCGACCCCGACCCCGGGGGUGUUGGCCUGCCGGCUGGCGUCCCGCGCCGUGGUGCGCUUCGCGGGGCCCGAGGCGGCGCGCUUCCUGCACUCGCUGCUCACCAACGACCUCCUCUCGGCCUUCGCCGCGUCCGGCGCGGCGUCGCCGCAGCGGUACGCGCCCACGCCGAACGCGCCCGCGCGGGGCCCCGCGGCGCCCGCCUACGCUGCGCUGCUCACGUCGCAGGGCAGGUUCCUCUACGACCUCUUCCUCUACCGGCCCCCGCCGCCGUCCCAGAUGCUCGACCGCACCGGCUCCGCGCCGGAGACCGGGGAGGCUCCCGAGGGGGACCCGCAGGAGGUGCUCGCUGAUGUCGACGCCGCUGAGGUGGACGACCUCGUCGCCUGCUUCAAGAGAUAUCGGUUGAGAUCCAAGGUUGAAAUAGACAAUGUAAGUGAGAAUUUUGCAUGUUGGCAAAGAUUUGGACAUAAUGUAGUGCAUACCGAUCCUUCUACUCAAGAACCUGAGGCUCAAUCCAUUGGAUGGGGACAAGGUGUUGACCAUGCUGGCGAGUCAGCUGCACAAGGGAACGGUCAUGGUUGGCAAUGGCUCAAAGAUCCUCGGUUGGACUACCUUGGUUACAGAGGAAUUUUUCCAGCUGACACAAUACCACCACUAGUUGAGUCUGACAAAGAAGCGGACGAACGACAUUAUCAACUUUGGCGGAUAGAAAAUGGAGUUGCAGAAGGUUCAACUGAAAUCCCAAAAGGUGAAGCAAUCCCGCUGGAGUACAAUCUUGCUGGCUUGAAUGCAAUUUCCUUUGAGAAGGGUUGCUACAUCGGGCAGGAGCUUAUUGCACGGACACACCAUCGUGGUGUCAUUCGGAAGCGCCUAAUGCCAAUGAAGUUUGUUGACGAAAAUGGGCAAGAACUCGAGCAGGCUGUCACUCCAGGUUCAGAAGUCGUGGACGAGGCAUCAGGCAAGAAAAUCGGGACAGUAAACACCGCUCUGGGCUCCCGCGGGAUGGGCCUGUUGAGACUAGAAGAAGCACUGAAGCCAGGCUCGGCCCUGCGCAUCGGCGAUAACAGGGACGUGAGGGUCCAUGCGAUCAAGCCGGACUGGUGGCCAGCCGAGUGGACGCAGGUGCUUCAGCAACAGAGCGCAGCUGCUUGA
Messenger RNA from Miscanthus lutarioriparius, 1221 nucleotides. Lineage: Eukaryota; Viridiplantae; Streptophyta; Magnoliopsida; Poales; Poaceae. The record is from the annotation of a GenBank genome assembly.